Molecule: messenger RNA, 811 nt
Organism: Rubroshorea leprosula
Lineage: Eukaryota; Viridiplantae; Streptophyta; Magnoliopsida; Malvales; Dipterocarpaceae
Source: the annotation of a GenBank genome assembly
AAAGACAGGCAUGUCAUGGUCGUGUACUUAACUGCUCUAAUUAAUAUAAUUUUCCUCUCUUGUUUUACUAAGAAAUCCAUAAAACGACCAACCUUUUGAUCUCAGCUAUAAAUAUAUAUUUUGUUCAAAGCAGAAGAAUUUACUCCCAAGGAAAAAAAGCUAGCUUAGAAACCGAGAGGAUCAUCCAAAGAUUGAAUAUACCGAAUCAUGCCUCCCAGUUCAUCAGAAGAAGAGAUGAUGAAGAAAAGGAGCAUAAUCUUCUCCAAAUCUUUGUCCUCCACUUGCAUUUCCAAAUGCUUGAGCAUAUCCAAGAAGAGCACCCUUCAGUCCUUACCGUCUUUUGGAAAAGGUCAUGCCAUAGAGCUGCUGGUCGAGGACGAGGACGGAGUCAAGUGGCCGUUCAAGUGCUCCAUAAGGAAGAAAGGUCCUCAUCCGAAGGCAGUUCUUCGCAAGGGUUGGCUUAGUUUUGCAAAAGCUAAAGGGCUUAGGGUUCAUGAUAAGGUAACUUUAUACAAGGAGAUUGAUGGGGUCAAGGUUUUUGGUGUUUUUUUCCCUUUUUCACGGUACACGAUUGAGUUUCAAAGGGCAGCUGCUGAUCACAGACGUGAUAUUGAGGUAGAUGAAGAUGAGCAGCAGAAGAGGGAAAAGGAAUCUACGUGUUUGCCUUCUUCUUCUUCUUCUUCUUCUUCAAUUAGCUUCACUGUUAUAAGGAAUGGUAUAAUUUGAUCAUGUUGAUAUAAUUAAGGUCGUAUACAUUUCUGAAACUAUCUAGAAUUUGAUUGAAGUAUUUCAAUCAAAAUAAUCUCUUUUU